Cuscuta campestris is the source of this 1043-nucleotide messenger RNA. The record is from the annotation of a GenBank genome assembly. NCBI's taxonomy places the organism in Eukaryota, Viridiplantae, Streptophyta, Magnoliopsida, Solanales, Convolvulaceae.
CCAGCCCCGCUUUAUGGAGUCCAACGUUUUUCUCGCUCUUGACCGCGACAUGAACAGUGCCAGAAGUAGAGAAUCGCCGGUUACUCCAUCAAUUUGAGCUUGUUUUGCUACAAAUAUUUGGAAAUCAGGGUCGCCUACAGCGGGGGAUUCCAUAUAUGAGCUUUGUACGCUGUUUUUGGAGAUGGUUUUUGAAGAAUCGAAAGGUCAACGCGAUGGCGUCACUUUUCAUCUGCGAACUCAAUCGUAGAUUUAUGGUGUCUCGGGAAAAUUUGAAGGUCUUCCUUCUUGGAUUCUCAGCGAAAUGGUUAAUUUUUCCAAGGGUGAAUACGUUCCGGAUCCGUUCAUCACAUUUGAGGCUACUGGUUUUCCUCCAAAAAUACUCAGAGAUGUGCGAUAUCUGCUCCGGAGGAGGAGCACAUGUCGUACGUUGUAUUGCUAUGAAAUGCUCAUACACUUCCACAACCAGCAUAUUGAGUUUUUUGAGGCUGCAAAGUGGAUAGUUGAAGCCUCAUGCAUAGCUUCUUGAAGCUUUGUUUUGCUGGAUUCACUUCUCCCACACCAAUCCAAGCACUAGUGUUGAUUUUGACUAUCAUUGAUACAUCCUGCUUAUAGACCAUAGGUAGAAGCAUGACAUUGCGUUUAUAUAUUGAUUUUUGAAUUUUAAGUGUUGAUUUUGACUAAAAUCUAAACUGAAUUAUUUUUUAUUUAGAAAAAAUCUGCAGCUUUGCUUGAUUCCUAAGCUGAAUUAUGAACUUCAAUUGUUAAAUAGAUGCAUAUGAACUACUUUGGAGGUAUUAGGUAGCAAAUAACUCCAAAAAGUUUCAAGUAUUUUUGUUAUGAACUCUUUCUUCUUAUCAACAAAUAUUAAUUAUUUAAUGGUAUGCAGAUUGAGGACUAAAGUGGAGGCUUUACAAGGAAAUGUUGCUAGAGCAAGAGAUGUAUUCAAAAAUGUUAUUGAGGGGACAAAUAACUAAAUUAGGCAUGCUGAAUGGAUAAUUAGAGUGUGAUUUUAAUUAUGUAAAUAUUAAAUUAUUGGAUGCUAU